UAUGAUUCAUUUGAAUGACUGGUGUGCGAGUUGCCUAUAUUGCUCAAACAAUUGUAGAAAGUUACAUUGAAGUUCUUUUUACCAAUAAAAAAUACCUCUCGUCAACAACAUCGUUUUGUGAGGAGUAUUUCAAUCUAGGUGUUUACAAAACUACGUUAAACGCAUAUUGCUCCGACCUUAGUCUUCAAUAGUGUAUAGCUUGAUCGAUGUCUAACAUAUUUGAAAGUAAUAAAGAUAUUACAACUGAAGAUGGAAGGCUGUUGUAUAAAUUUUUCAGCUUACUUUAUAUUUUUGGAGGAGCGGUUCCUUAUAUUCCACAAUAUUUAAAAAUUCGCAAAACACAAUCUAUUAAGGGUUUUUCCUCAUUUGUUUGUUUUAUACUUUUAAUAUCGAAUAUUCUAAGAAUAUUGUUUUGGUUUGUACAGCCAUUUUCAACCGCCUUACUUUUUCAAAGUUUCAUUAUGAUUGUUACUAUGCUUAUUCUAUUGAGAACUAUUACUCAGUUGUCUAGCAUAAAGCGUUCUCCGUCUAUGCCAUGUACAAUCAGUAUUAGGAAAGUAGAGACAGAGAGUUGGAGUAUCAAUCAGUUCCAAGAUGUCUGGCUUCGUAAUUUUUGGAAAUGGACACAUUUCUCCAACUAUUUAUUAUUCUUAUGUUUAUUUACACUAAUUUCCGGUCUGUGCACUUACUUAUUGUCAUCAAGUCAAAUUUAUAUUCAAUUAUUGGGCUUUACUGCCUUGUUUAUCGAAUCUAUGUUGGGUUUACCACAAUUCACAAAGAAUUUUAAUAAUAAAUCGAUUGUUGGAAUGAGAAUCAAUAUGAAUUGUGAUUGCUUUUGGCAUUUAUCGAACUAUCUUGCGAAGCUCUAUAAGUAUUGUGAAAUUCCCUUUGAAUGCAUAUAUAUAUACCGAUCAAUUAGAAUUUAAUAUAAUUGUAUAGAAUUCUAGAAAAAUACUGUUUAGCUAAUUAAAUCUUAAUCUAACUGUCCUGGUUUACGUACUUUUUUAUUUCACGACUCAUUCAUUAAAGUUUGCCUUUUAAGUUGCACUUUAUCGUUAUUGUUGAUUUUGUUUGGUUGCUUUUCACAUUAAGUAAAAAAAGAUUCUUUUGAAUGGUCUAAUUUUGUUUCAAUUUAUUUGUUCUAUUGAUUACAUUAGCAACUCGUUGAAUUUGAAUUGUGUGCAAUUUAAUUGAUUUUUAAUGCUGUCACAUUUAAAUGUAUGCGGAUUUAAUUAUUUGAAGGUAAUUUUCGUCACGGAGGCCUUGGAAAACAGUGUCACUUGUUUUAUCUGGGUUAAGGAUCCCCGAAUAACUCGUACAUAUGGUAUCGCACGACAUCUAAAAGAGAACUAUCGACACUGUGAUGUACACCGUAUCUUUGGCUGACUGAAUUAGAGUCCGAUGUCGAUAUUUCCGAAUUCAAUAGAUAUCUGAAAUAAUUAAGGUAAUAAGUAACUUGUUUGUCAGUAAACAUGUUGAGAUGCCUUAAUAAAGGUUACCGGUCCGGCUCAUGGUUAAAUACAGUUUUUUUCUUUGAAUUCAAUUAAUUUAAGUCAUUGUAUUGAUGAUGUUAGGAUAUGAAUAAAAUAAAUGAAAUUUAUGCAUUUUCAAAUGAAAAUUAGGACCAUGAUAAUGAAAGUGCAUCUACCAAAUGUUGGAUUAAUUCUAAAAACUUAAUAAUGUUAUUAUUUAUUUAUUUGAACACAUAAACAUUGGUGCAGGGAGGCGCUAAAUACACAUGCAUUACACAACAAUGAUGCUGUGAAGAGAUAGAGAGUGGAGGGUGAGUAAGGCAGUAAGACGAUAUCAUCCGCAUCUUCAAGGUCGAAAAGUCUUUCUCGAGGUAGCAGAUCCACAUCACCACUACUUCCAUCCAUCAGAGCUGUUUCCAGAACGUCAUCGAUGGCAAAGUUGGGGAGGAAUAUUAAGAUCGAGCAACCGUGCCUAAACAUGUUAAAUUAAUGUAAAACUUGCCUAUCUCUAUCAUCAUUAUCAGAUUUACAAAGUUGAAAUCUGGAAAGCUUUUAGUAGUCAGACUGUUGAUCAUGAUUUGAUUGAUAUACGUUAGUCUCAAGUAGGAUGGGUGAUUUAGUCUCAUAUCAUGUGUUGAGUUGUCGAAGGUUUCACUUUUUGAAAGUUAGAAACUUGUUCCACCAAAUCUUUAAAAGUAGAUUACUUUUCAUUUGUGACUGUCAACAAAUUGUCUUAAAUUUAACAAAUUCAAACUGAUAUUAUUAUCUUUCGUUUUUUGUCAUUCUCAGUAUUUCAAUGGUGUUA
Messenger RNA from Schistosoma spindalis, 2277 nucleotides. Lineage: Eukaryota; Metazoa; Platyhelminthes; Trematoda; Strigeidida; Schistosomatidae. The record is from the annotation of a GenBank genome assembly.